AUGGAACUACCCAAUGAAUGCACGAGUUGCCGAUUUUCAUUCAACGAGACAAAAGCUAGAGCAGUUAACUUUCGCCAUUUCGUCGAUCGUAGCACGAUACCAGCCAUGGCAGUCAGAGCGCUCGUCCUCGCGUGCGUGCUCCUCCUCGUGUCGACGUCCGCCUUGGCGCAGCGUGGUCCGCCUGGCGGAGGUCCUCCCGGCGGUCAGCGCGGAGGUCCUGGCGCCGGUUACGGCGGCCCUGGCGGUCCCGGUGGUCCCGGCGGUCCCGGUGGUCGCGACGGUCCCGGCGGGCCUGGCGGACCGCGCGGUCCUCCGCUGAACCUCACCGCCGUCGGGAAUUUGACGGCCGAUAUCGGCGCGCGGCUCGACAACUGCACGGUGGAUCAGAAGACCCUCAACGGCAGCUUCCACCUCGCCGUCUUCAAGAACUCCACCGGAAAUUACAAUCUUCUGGUCGAGGCGAUGCUGGUGGACGCGGCGGGCGGUCCACCCGACUCGAUCGCGAUCGUGAAGGGCGCCGUGUGCGACGCCGCCGCGACGGACGUGCUCGCGCUGCCGCUCGCCGCGGCGGACUGGCAGCAGCGCGCGGGGUGGUGGCUGCUGCACGCGGAGGCGCGCCUCGACGCGUUCCUCGAGAACGCGGACGCCGCCACCCUCGACGCGCUGCUCGCCGUGCUCCCCACCGCCUCGCCUCCGCCCACCAGCGGCGGCGGGCGCAACGGCGGAGGCAGCGCGGGGGGCGCGCGGAACGGGCAGGGCGGGAGGCGCAUGGGGCGGGAGCUGCUGACGCACGCAUUCGGGCGCGCUGCCAGGCAGGGGGGACAGAAGCAGGGGGGACAGAAGCAGCAGGGGGGAGCGCAGCAGGCGCCUGCAGUGAGCGGGUAUGCUGUGCUGGCGGGCAGCAGCGCAGCAGGUGUGACGUGGGGCGGGCAGCUCAUGGGCGCCAAGAUGCUCGCUGCUGCUGUUUAA
Messenger RNA from Closterium sp. Naga37s-1, 969 nucleotides. The record is from the annotation of a GenBank genome assembly. Lineage: Eukaryota; Viridiplantae; Streptophyta; Zygnematophyceae; Desmidiales; Closteriaceae.